Populus euphratica (Euphrates poplar) is the source of this 1314-nucleotide messenger RNA. RefSeq lists its product as uncharacterized. Bases 50 to 811 code for a protein of 253 amino acids. The record is from RefSeq and is a predicted model, not a curated record. The transcript is spliced from 6 exons. Lineage: Eukaryota; Viridiplantae; Streptophyta; Magnoliopsida; Malpighiales; Salicaceae. Gene Ontology annotation, biological process: regulation of growth; gravitropism.
UCCAUCCUUCUCUAGUCAUAUUGAAGAGUUGUCAACACUCGCUCACCAAAUGAAGAUAGUCGUUUGGAUGCAAAACAAACUCUAUAGGAGACAUGACAGCAAGAAACCAAACUCCAUUUCUGUUGAUUAUCACAUUCGGCAAGAAUCUCGUAAAGAAGAAUUCAUUGACUGGCCUAAUGAAUUGCUGGCAAUUGGGACGUUUGGAAAUAAAUCCAUCAAAGAAGAAUUUAAGCAUAACCAUUUCUCCCAAAAUCUUCCCCAAGAACUUACACCUGAAGAAGUUGGAAAACUACAAAAUGAGCUGAGCAUCUUAUUGCAUAAACAAGGUGGAUCAACUGAUGGAGCAGAAUCAGAAACUGCUAAUUUUUUCAAUAGCCAAAAAAGCGUGCAAGAUGACAGUACAAAUUUUGACGGCUGUUCUGACGAGUCAAACAACAAAGAUUGCUGUGUUCAGGCUAACAACGAGGUUGUUACCAGCAGAAGGAAAGAUAUAUGGGCAGACACCAGUGCAGCAAUUAACAAAAAGUCCUUGUCUUUUCUUCUAAAGAAGAUGUUCAUUUGUGGCGGUGGAUUCUCUCCUACCCCUAGUUUAAAGAAUCAAGUCCCAGAGUCCAGAAUGGAAAAGCUAUUGAGGGCAAUACUUCACAAGAAGAUAUAUCCACAAAAUCCGAGUCCAAAAUCAUCAACGAAAAAAUAUUUGGAGAACAAACAGAAGCCGAAGUCUGCCGAUGGGGAUGGAAUAAAUGAGAGGGCUGAUGAAGGAAGUAAAUGGGUGAAGACAGAUUCUGAAUAUAUAGUAUUGGAGAUAUAAAUUAAAUUGGCCCUGGCCAGAUGCAUGUGAAGGUUACAUGAUAAUGAUCCGUGGUUGAACCGUCCUGCUUUCAAUAUACGGAGCUAAAUGGCUUGAAAUAAUCGCCCAAGCCGUACUAAACUGUCUUCAACUUUCAUGAAAACUGCAACAUCUAUCUUAAACAUAGGAAUGAAGCAUAAUGUCCGAUUUAUAAACGUGCAAUAUAUAUAUAUAUAUAUAUGCCACUAGCCUAAUGCCUUUGAUUCCCAAGCGAAUGAUCUUAUACCAAAGGCUGAGCAUAGUUUUUUCUCAAGUUACAAGGAAUUGAUUAGCAUCUGGAGGACAAUAAAAAGAUUUGUUGGUCUAGACAGGCAGGUUCAGGCUGAGUUUUGUGCUCGUGGGGCAUUCUGAGCUUUGUUUUCUAUGGGAGAAAAAGAAAAUCUUGAAAUAAAGAAGAAUUUAUUGGAGUUUUAGGCCUAAGCUUGUUUGUUGUUACGUUUAUGCUUGCUGUAAGGGCAGCAACG